AUUCUCUUUUAUUUUGAUAUAGUUUUUACUGUCAUUUUCACCAUUGAAAUUGCUCUGAAGAUGACCGCGUACGGGGCUUUCCUCCAUAAGGGCUCCUUCUGCAGAAACUAUUUCAACAUUUUAGACCUGCUGGUGGUCAGCGUUUCUCUCAUCUCUUUUGGGAUCCAGUCCAGUGCCAUCAACGUGGUGAAGAUCCUGCGUGUUCUGCGAGUGCUUAGACCACUGAGGGCCAUCAACAGAGCCAAAGGACUAAAGCAUGUGGUCCAGUGUGUGUUUGUUGCCAUCCGAACCAUCGGAAACAUUGUGAUUGUCACCACUUUGCUGCAGUUCAUGUUUGCCUGCAUUGGAGUUCAGUUGUUUAAGGGCAAGCUGUACAGCUGCACCGAUAGCUCCAAGCAGACAGCAGCAGAAUGCAGAGGGUACUACAUUACGUACAAAGACGGUGAGGUCAACCAGCCAAUGAUACAGCCCCGGAGCUGGGAGAACAGCAAGUUUGACUUUGACAACGUCUUGACUGCCAUGAUGGCCCUCUUCACUGUCUCAACCUUUGAGGGCUGGCCAGAGUUGCUGUAUAGGUCCAUUGAUUCCCACAUGGAGGAUGUGGGACCCAUCUAUAAUCACAGGGUUGAGAUCUCCAUCUUCUUUAUUAUCUACAUCAUCAUCAUUGCUUUCUUCAUGAUGAACAUCUUCGUUGGUUUCGUCAUCGUCACAUUUCAGGAACAAGGAGAACAAGAGUACAAGAACUGUGAGCUGGACAAAAACCAGCGCCAGUGUGUAGAAUAUGCCCUGAAGGCCCGGCCUCUACGGAGAUACAUCCCUAAAAACCAGUACCAGUACAAAGUUUGGUAUGUGGUCAACUCCACCUAUUUUGAAUACCUGAUGUUCGUUCUGAUCCUGCUGACCACCAUCUGCCUGGCCAUGCAACACUACGGGCAGAGCUGCAUGUUCAAGGAAGCCAUGAAUAUCCUCAACAUGCUCUUCACUGGCCUCUUCACUGUUGAGAUGGUCCUGAAAUUAAUCGCCUUCAAACCCAAG
Molecule: messenger RNA, 1035 nt
Organism: Tauraco erythrolophus (red-crested turaco)
Lineage: Eukaryota; Metazoa; Chordata; Aves; Musophagiformes; Musophagidae
Source: RefSeq, a predicted model, not a curated record